CUUUAAUGCCAACAGGAUUACCAAAAUAUGACCUUUACAGACGUAAGCUAGCUGCUGUUUACUGAAGCCAAAUAUACCGAACUCUGAGUGAUGGAUUUAAUUGUGUCUGAGUCCAAAGUUCUUUGCUUUGUCAUAGAGAAUAUAGACCUAAAUAGAGCUUUCGUUUCUCCCCCAUAAAGACUCCCAGCUAUUGACUGUAGUGUAAUCAUUUGUCAGAGGCUAAAUACCUGCAGCCAGCCAAGACUGCUGCUGACCCACAUUUGGGACUUCAUUUGAGGGGAAAGGCAAACAGGAAGUUGUAAAUGAGAAAAAAAGAAGAAGAAGAAAAAAGAAAAACAAAGGAAGUGCAUGGGGAAGUUGUCAGAGAAAAACAAAAGUAUGCACGUUCUUGUUUUGCUGAUUGGUUGAAAUGUGUGUCACAGGUUAUUUUACCUAACAGGUGUAAAUAGGUGUAUUUUUUGAAGUUAAGACACACUUUAACAGAAAAGAGGCAGCACUUAUGGGUUUUGUGUUUCCUUGGUUGUUUCGAGGAGGUGGCGGCUGACUGGUCCCUACUAGAUUUUUCUAAAAGAGUGUUCCCAUGAGGCCAGCUCGAAUGGGACUUCCAAGACUUCAGAAAGGGCCAGGCUGGGAGAGGGAGUGAGCAUGGACAACCUUCCUGACUUCUGUGGCCCGUGUCCAUCCAGCCGCCAGGAAUGGGAUACCAACAGCUGUGUGGAAGAUUUAAUGGAUGAAGAUGAAAAAGACAGAGCGAAAAGGGCCUCCCGAAACAAAUCGGAAAAGAAAAGAAGAGACCAAUUCAAUGUGCUCAUCAAGGAGCUAUGCACCAUGCUACAGGGUCAGGGCCAUCCACGCAAGAUGGACAAGUCCACGAUACUGCAAAGGACUAUUGACUUCUUGCAGAAACAGAAAGACAUCACUGCACAGAAUGAAGUCAGCGAUGUGAGGCAGGACUGGAAACCGUCUUUCCUCAGUAAUGAGGAGUUCACUCAGCUCAUGCUGGAGGCCUUGGAUGGUUUCCUGGUUGCAUUAACCACUGAUGGCAACAUCAUAUAUGUAUCUGACAGCGUGUCUUCACUUAUUGGCCAUUUGCCGUCAGAUAUGGUGGACCAAAAUAUCUUGAAUUUCCUCCCGGAGAGGGAACACGGGGAGGUGUAUAAGCUGCUAUCAUCCCACAUGCUGAUGACUGACCCCGUUGCCGCCGACUUCCUUGACAGCGAGGCACAUAUUGAAUUUUGCUGUCAUCUAGCCAGAGGAAACUUGGACCCAAAGGAGCCACCGGUGUACGAGUAUGUCAAGUUUGUCGGAGAUUUCAAAUUUCACAACAAUGUGCCUACGUCUUCUUGUAACGGACAUGAACUGACGUUACCCAGAAGUCUACAGUCAUCUCUGGAGGAGCAGGUCUGCCUCAUUGCCACUGUACGAUUGGUCACUCCGCAGUUUCUGAAGGAUUUGUGUAACGUGGAAGAUCCCUGUGAUGAAUUCACCUCCAGGCACAGCCUUGAAUGGAAGUUUCUGUUUUUAGAUCACAGAGCUUCACCCAUCAUCGGCUACCUACCCUUUGAGGUGCUUGGAACGUCUGGUUAUGACUACUACCAUGUGGAUGACUUGGAGCUCAUAGCACAGUGUCACAAACAAUUAAUGCAGUUUGGAAAGGGCAAGUCCUGCUACUAUCGCUUCCUGACCAAAGGACAGCAGUGGAUUUGGCUGCAGACUCACUACUACAUAACAUACCACCAGUGGAACUCCAAGCCCGAGUUCAUCGUGUGCACUCACACUGUCGUCAGCUAUGCUGAGGUGAGAGCCGAGCGGAGAAGAGCUUUUGGACUUGAAGAGCUGUCUCCUCCUGAAAUAGCGCCCUCCUCAGUGAAGGCUCAGGAGCUGUACUUGGACAUCUGCUCGACUCUGGAUGCUUCGCAGGACAGAAACAGCGGAGCACGUUCAGUGUCCUCCCAGAGCUCCCGGAAGUCCUCCCACACAGCGCUGUCGGACUCCGCAUCAGCAAACUCCUACACAGAGGCCUGCACACCGUCAUGGCAGUCAGCUUCCAUCGGGCAGGAGAAGACACCUGCCAGACACCAAUCCAGUGGCUCUAAGAAUUUGGCCCAAAGACAAAAUUCCUUUGAUUUUGUUCCCCAAAUGAGCCUCCCUCUCUCUCCUACCUGCAGCAAGCACUCAGCAAUGCAGCAACAGCAGCAGCAGCAGCAACCGCCGCCAUCGCAACAGUCCUCCAUGUAUCAGCUGCAGCAGCCUCAGCUGGGCGUGAUGAACCAGCUGAAGGAGCAGCUGGAGGAACGGACGCGCAUUCUGCAGGCCGACAUAAAGACUCAGCAACAGGAGCUGCACGACAUUAAGGAGAAGCUUCAGCUCGCUAACCUGCAGAUGUUGUUACAGCAGCCUACCCACGACUUUGGGCAGGCGCAGCAGCCGCCGCAGCAGCAGCAGCAGCAGCAGCAGCAGGGCCCAGGAAGGCCGGCUCAGCAGAGCCAAGCGGGGGUCAUCAGGCAGCUCUCCGGACACCCCAAACCAAGCGCCUGCGGGACUCACACUACAUCCCCUCACUCUGCUGUCAGAGACAACAGUUCACCAACGACACAGGCCCAGCAGAGGAUCCCACGCCAAUCGCAUUCAGUAAGUUUGCCUGUACAGACCAACACGAGUCGGACGAUGCCCUUCUACAGCAACCCUAUGAUGUUCUCUCAGCCCAAUGCCCGGCCUCAGCAGGAUGCAAACCAAAGACACACAGACAACCAGUUCAACCAAGACGGACAGUUAAGGAUGCUCCUCAACCAGCCAAUGCAGACUCUGGUUCCUACAAGCAGUGUCACCUCACAGCCCUCCCAGUGCAACAUGGGUAUCUCCCAAACCCUAUACAACCUGGAGCAGCCAAUCAUCGGCCCCUCCUUCUCCAUGCAGCAGGUCAACUGCAACGCAGUGCUUGUGCCCUCACCGGUGUUCACGUCCCCCAUAAUGAUCCCACACAACACCUUCAUCACACAUCAGUCCCAGCCGGCCUACCACUCCCAGCCUCAGGCAUCACAGCAUUCCCUGCAGCUUCAGCAGCCACAGCAGUUCUUUCAGAUGACUCAAGGACUUGUUCACAGUGGAUCCACUCAAGCUUUCUUACAAACCACUAACGUCUCGCAGCAAAGCACCGUGGGAUACAUUCAGCAGCAGCCACAGACGCAGCAGCUGCCUCUGACACAGCAGCUGCAGCCGCAGCAGCAGCAACGGCAGUACCAACAUUCCCAAAACCAAACUGGCAACGUUUCAGAGUUCCGAAACAUGUUGACUCGGUAGCACUACAGACUCGGUCCGAGCACUGAAAUCCGCCGCUGUGGCGCGGCUCUUCGGGCGGCGUUGUGAUCGGUCAAACUUUACUGGAAGUCCCCCGGGAUGUGGGGAGAUUGUUCGCAGAGGAUCUGACCUUUGACGUAAAGCCGCCCGUUCGGAGGAAGCCGGCACACGAGUCGCCGCAGGCUGCACUGACCCGAUGUAGGUUGCAGGAUCUGAGCAGAGCCUGAGGGGCCGGGUCACAACCAUCACAAGGCAACAUCGCACGACGAGGAGGUGCAAGGCUCUCCUGCAGUUGCUUUACAAACCCACAUGUGGAAGGUCCUCUUUUUCAGUGUCUGUUUAUAGCCUACCCGAGAGUAAAAUAUUUAUUGUUGACCCAUAAAUUAAUGUUCUAUUCAUGACACGGCUUCACAAUGAGAUUAUCUAUUCAAUCUUAAGUCUGACACCCCCCACAGUGACACAUCUUUAAGAUUUCUUUAGUCUAAAGUGUCACAUCUGUUCAACGGUACCCAGCGUCUCUCAACCGUGCAUGUAGAGGCGAGCUUUACAGUGCAAUACAACCUUAAGGUGACCGUCAUAUCAAAACAUGGUAUUAGCAGUGGACGUUACAUGGAACUGUGGAAGCUGGGAGGGAGAUCAUCUUCAAUUAUAUGGAAUCUAGAUUUUUAAAGCCUCAAUCUGAACUGAAGAACGGGUGCUGUGAAAUUCCUACAACUUCUCACAAAAAGCUCUGAAAUGUUGAGAAGUUAUGCAGUCCUAGAGUAAGAUAAAUAAAUAUAUAACAGCCACCAAAGGGGGGAACUUGUGCCUUCAGCCAUACUUGUUAUGGCUUGAUAGUUUCGUCUGAUUACGGCUUUAAAAAUCCAGCUCAGGUCCACUUGAGAAAUAAAAGGUUUAUUUUCAUAAGAGUAUAAUUCUAAUUUUCUGCAUCAGAUUGAAAAUAUAUUACAAAAAUAGAUUUGUAUUGGAUAUAUUACAUACAUACAUACUGUGUAAUGGGUGACUUUUGAAACCUUUACAUGUCCGGCUAGUCUCUAAUUUCCUGAAAGUGUCUGUAGUGAAGAUAUCAGAUAUAAAUGGAAUUAUUAUUUUUAAAGAAAGUAUAUGAUAAAAAAAAAAUUGUUUUAUACACAAAAUUUUUCAUAGAUUUUUGUGUCAUUUUAGACAAUGAGAGGUCAAACCUGCUCCCUGGUCCUUGUGUCUUGUCCCAUUCAUGGUUUAAUAAAAACUGUUUUACAUGCACCACCAAUUGGCAUGUGGUGUUUCUUGAUUGUAGAGUAACAACACGCUGCUGCAGAUUUUAUUCAGGCUUGGCCAGUCUUUUAGUCGUUAUCAGGAGAUUUGAUUAAAAAGUAAAGUUCAACUGACUUGUAAAUAUGUUAUUUACCCAGAAAAAUUCUGAUGUGCCCUCUUCCUGAAACUGAAAAUGUUACAAAUCCUUUUAUGUUGCAUUAUUUAAACUGAUGAUGAUGUGAAACGACUAAUCUGCUUUGCACUUCCCGUCUUUGCCAGUUUGGGAUUUGAAGACGAACAAUAUAUAUAAGCCGAAGGAAUAAUGCUGCAUUUAUGCACUCUUUGCAGCUCUCAGAGCUCGAUAACAAUGGAAUAACGGUUGCAACAGACAGUAAGGAUGAAUGGAGCAUGUUGUUGAAGCCUCAGGAAGAAAAGAAAAAAUGUUUUUAAGCUGGGAUGAAAUCUAGAUUGAAAUUAAAAUAUAUUUAAUUCAAACUGCCCCAGCUUUAUAGAAUACCCACUUUUGUUGCCACACUUUAUAAAAGAUAGAUAUGCAAGUUCCGGUAGAGAGUGCCCAUUUUUUGUUUUUUUGCACAACACUCAGCAUGUGCGUUCAGUGCCGUUUUACACUUUCUUUUUUUAAAAUGUGCAAUGUCAAUUCAAAAGAAGAAUGUUAAUUUAUACUGUUUUUAAUGUUUCAGAGCAGAUGUAUAUUUAGAUGAGCUAUAUGCAGCUGUAAUUUAUAUGGAGAGAAUUUUAAUGGAAACAUUCCUGUGACCGUAUCUUUUUGUUCGGAUGAAGAGCAAGAUGACACGAGGUCUUUUUGUGUGCGUACAACUAGAUGCUUGCUAACCAAAAAACCCCCCACAAAAUUCUAAAGUGGAGACAAUAGAAAAGGAGAUUAAAUGAGGAAGUCUUUCGUUCUGUUUGACAGAUAUUCAGCCAAAAUAAAAUAGUUACAAGCAAAAGUGCAAUUUGUCUACUAUCAUCCAGUCAUUUUAGUCAUCAUAUUUAGUCUAAAUUUGUGCUUUAGUCAUCAGUUUGCUUCCACAAAUUUUAGGGAUCUGGCUAUUCAAGUAACUCAACAAGUGCCAUAAACAGAUAUAUAAUAUAUAUUAUAUAACUUUAUUUUAAAGUAAAAUAAAUGUAUCGUUUUGGAGAAAUUCAAAGAAUGCAAUUCCCUAUUCUAUUUCAACUCUCCAUCAGAAGUAUCAGUUUUAAUUGUUUUAGCUCGUGGAAGUAAAGAAAAAAAAAUCAUCCAACUCCAGUGUUGUGUAAAUUAUUUUGCAUGGGAUCUCUGGUGAGUCUUUUGUUUUGCUUCACAACGGCUGUAUAUACGGCAUCUGCAGUGUUUGUUGUUAAAAUGCCCUAAACUUGCUCAUGCAUCCAUUUUUGGGUUUUAUUUUACUCCCUCCAAGUUCAGAUCGCUUUCUUUACGAGGCUUUUCAUCAAGUGUGAGUUUUUGUUCUUGAAGGGAUGUGAUUUGAUCCUGUUUCACAUGUAUUUUUUACUGAUUCGUGACAUACGAGCGCCACCCUUUUGUGUGAGCAGAACACUUUGUGUGUUGACACGCCGGGAUGAGAGAAGAAAACAUCCUGGUUAUUGGAGAUUUCUGCCUUUUCAGAGCAGAAAUCAAACAAAUCCUUUAUAAUAGAAUGUAUAAAAGGACAAAAAAAUAGGCUAAAUGGUUGUUUAUUUUAUACAAUUAAAAGAUUACAAAUGUAUGUUCAUGAUUUGCAAAUUAAAGUAAUUUUGUAACAGAU
Messenger RNA from Oryzias melastigma (Indian medaka), 6293 nucleotides. RefSeq names its product neuronal PAS domain protein 2 (gene npas2). Lineage: Eukaryota; Metazoa; Chordata; Actinopteri; Beloniformes; Adrianichthyidae. Gene Ontology annotation, molecular function: DNA-binding transcription factor activity, RNA polymerase II-specific; RNA polymerase II cis-regulatory region sequence-specific DNA binding; protein dimerization activity. The record is from RefSeq and is a predicted model, not a curated record. Gene Ontology annotation, biological process: regulation of transcription by RNA polymerase II; circadian regulation of gene expression. The coding region runs from base 646 to 3300 and encodes 884 amino acids. The transcript has 22 exons. Gene Ontology annotation, cellular component: CLOCK-BMAL transcription complex; cytoplasm; nucleus.